Messenger RNA from Saccoglossus kowalevskii, 2397 nucleotides. RefSeq names its product antiviral innate immune response effector IFIT1-like. Gene Ontology annotation, molecular function: protein binding. Gene Ontology annotation, biological process: defense response to virus. The record is from RefSeq and is a predicted model, not a curated record. NCBI's taxonomy places the organism in Eukaryota, Metazoa, Hemichordata, Enteropneusta, Harrimaniidae. Gene Ontology annotation, cellular component: cytosol.
AUGACAACUUCAUCAGACAAUAUGAAAGAACAAUUACAAAGACUUCCUUGUCAUUUUACUUGGAAUUUGGAGGACAAAUGUAAAAGUGAGUUUCCGAAAUAUAUGCGAUAUAUUGAUCAGCAUUUGCUAUCCAAUCCAAAUGAGAUGAGAGUACCAGCCAAGGCAUUGAAAAGCUUCCUGUACAUGUCAGAUCUGGAAGGCAAUUCCACGAAAUACAAGAAACAAUCUUUGAAGUGGAUCGACGAGGCUUUACGUGACAACAAAAUGACAACUUCAUCAGACAAUAUGAAAGAACAAUUACAAAGACUUCCUUGUCAUUUUACUUGGAAUUUGGAGGACAAAUGUAAAAGUGAGUUUCCGAAAUAUAUGCGAUAUAUUGAUCAGCAUUUGCAAUUCAAUCCAAAUGAGAUGAGAGUACCAGCCAAGGCAUUGAAAAGCUUCCUGUACAUGUCAGAUCUGGAAGGCAAUUCCACGAAAUACAAGAAACAAUCUUUGAAGUGGAUCGACGAGGCUUUACGUGACAACAAGUUAGAAAUAGGUAAUAAUGACUGGGCGAUUGGUGACAAGGAAGAAGAAGAUUCUUUAAUAAGAAUCCUGCAAUUAAAACCUGAUCACGGUUUAGCAAGAGUAUAUCUAGCGAGGCUUCAAAUAACCAAAGGUUCACAGGACGAUGCAAUACGCAAUGUAGAGAUAGCCGUGGAGUUAGAUGGAAAUAACUCCAUUCUACUUCAAAGGGCCGGCCAGGCGUAUAGAAUUAUGCAUAAAUUUGAUGAAGCUAUCAAAUUACUUAAAAAAGCAAUCAAAUUUGAUCCUAAUUCAAGCAUUGCUCAUCAUCAACUUGGCAUUAUUUAUAAACAAAUGUAUUAUACUGGAAAAAAUACCGACCAAGAUUUAUCAGCUAAAUCCAUUCAACACCUCAAAAAGGCACUUGAGAGCGAUCCAGGUAAUUUUGCAGCGAAGAUCGAUUUGGCAAAAGUAUCUAUACAUUCUGGUGUGCCACCCGAAGAAGUAAAAAAAAUAUUUAUAGAACUUCUGGAAUGUGAUGAUUCCAUUGACAGAGCAAAUGCCCAUUGCAAUUAUGGGAAAUUUCCAUACCACCAGGGUGAAAAACAAAGUGCAGCUGAACAGUACAAAUUAGCCAUGAAUGUUAAACCUGGUAGCUGGGGUGCUAUUGAGUCAGCCAAGCUACUUAAACUUGGCGAGUGCGGUUGUUUACAGUCACAUCAUAUACACAAAUAUAUGCGAUAUAUUGAUCAGCAUUUGAUAUCCAAUCCAAAUGAGAUGAGAGUACCAGCCAAGGCAUUGAAAAGCUUCUUAUACAUGUCAGAUCUGGAAGGCAAUUCCACGAAAUACAAGAAACAAUCUUUGAAGUGGAUCGACGAGGCUUUACGUGACAACAAGUUAGAAAUAGGUAAUAAUGACUGGGCGAUUGGUGACAAGGUAGUGCUUCUUGCGGAUAAAGCAUGGAUUUCAUAUCUUUGUGGUAACUUACAAGAUGUGCAACGACUGAUUAGCGAGAUAGAUGAACUUCAAAUACAAUUGACAGAGAAAGGAUACGCAUGUCGAUUGGCACAUGAAGCUUUCGCUCUGCAGUGGUUUAGCAGGACGCACAUCAACAAUGCUAUACAAUGCUACAAGCAAGCAUUGUCCAUGUUUCCUGAUAACGUGGAUUGGUUAUUUGGAUAUGCCAGAGCAAUAGGUAAAAUUGCACAUGAAAUUACUGACAAAAAGAAAAGAUCUGCAUGUUUACAAGAAGAAGAAGAAUUUUUAAAAAGGAUCCUGCGAUUAAAACCAGAUCACGUUUUUGCAAGAGUAUAUCUAGCGAGGCUUCAAAUAACCAAAGGCGAAGAAUCACAAGCAAUAUUAAAUAUAGAGAAAGCAUUGGAGUUAGAUGGAAAUAACUUCAUUCUACUUCAAAGGGCCGGCCAGGCGUAUAGAAUUAUGCAAAAAUUUGAUAAAGCUAUCAAAUUAAUUAAAAGAGCAAUCAAAUUUGAUCCCAAUUCAAGCUUUGCUCAUCAUCAACUUGGCAUUAUUUAUAAACAAAUGUAUUAUACUGGAAAAAUGACCGACCAAGAGUUAUCAGCUAAAUCCAUUCAACACCUCAAAAAGGCACUUGAGAGCGAUCCAGGUAAUGUUUCAGCGAAGAUCGAUUUAGCAAAAGUAUCUGUACAUGCUGGUGUGCCACCCGAAGAAGUAAAAAAUAUAUUUAUAGAACUUCUGGAAUGUGAUGAUUCCAUUGACAGAGCAAAUGCCCAUUGCAAUUAUGGGAAAUUUCUAUACCACCAGGGUGAAAAACAAAGUGCAGCUGAACAGUACAAAUUAGCCAUGAAUGUUAAACCUGGUAGCUGGGGUGCUAUUGAGUCAGCCAAGCUACUUAAACUUGGCGAGUACGCAUGA